GGGACUGAGGAGUGGGGGAGCUGACAUGGGGCUGCUGACUUAUUACUGUGGCUCUUUGGCAAUGUACAAUGGUAAAUUCUGGCUCCUUCUCAGGCUCGGGUUGGCCACCCCUGAUCUCUGUUGCAUGGCCUGAAAGUUGAUCAGAUUAUCAUGGGUGGCUCUUUGUGUUAUGGAAAUAGAGGGGGAUGGGGAAUCUAUAAUCCCCACUGCCUUCCAAAAAACCUAAAACAACCCUCUGUUCCCUAGCUCCUUGAAACAUUCAGCAAAUGUUAUUGGUCCCUUUUAGAGCCAGUUCUGUCUCAGCAAAACCUUAGAAUGAUUAGUGUCUGACCCCAACAGUAGAUGAGUUUCCCUGCUCAAAGCUCUGGUCAGUUUCAAGGAGGUUUCUGUGUCCUGAUUUCUGCAGCUUUGAUCUGUUCAUGCUCCAACUGCAAUCAAGCAAACUCAACGUGCAAAACAGAUGGGGCUUGCAUGGUCUCCAUCUCCAAUCUGGAUGGAGUUGAGCACCACAUCCGGACCUGCAUCCCUAAAGCAGAGCUGAUUCCUGCUGGAAAACCCUUCUACUGCCUGAGUUCAGAAGAUCUGCGUAACACACAUUGCUGCUACUCUGAUUAUUGCAACGAAAUUGACCUAAGGGUACCCAGUGGUCACGUGAAAGAGAAUGAAUCUCAGUCUAGCUGGGGCCCUGUGGAGUUAGUAGCAGUGAUUGCAGGGCCUGUCUUCCUUUUGUUUGUCGUCAUGAUUGUAGUGGUUUUCGUCUUUCAUCACCACCAACGAGUUUAUCACAAUCGUCAGCGGUUGGACAUGGAAGAUCCCUCUUGUGAAAUGUGUCUGUCCAAGGAUAAGACUCUGCAGGAUCUAGUUUAUGAUUUCUCCACUUCUGGCUCUGGCUCAGGUUUGCCACUCUUUGUCCAGCGAACUGUGGCUCGAACGAUUGUCCUGCAGGAGAUCAUUGGAAAAGGCCGCUUUGGGGAGGUGUGGCGUGGCAGGUGGCGUGGAGGUGAUGUGGCUGUGAAAAUCUUCUCUUCACGGGAAGAGCGCUCCUGGUUUAGGGAAGCAGAAAUAUACCAGACUGUCAUGUUGCGACAUGAGAACAUCUUGGGGUUUAUUGCUGCCGAUAACAAAGAUAACGGGACUUGGACUCAGCUGUGGCUUGUCUCUGAUUACCAUGAGCAUGGCUCUCUAUUUGAUUAUCUCAACAGAUACACAGUGACCAUUGAGGGAAUGAUUAAACUGGCCUUGUCUGCUGCCAGUGGCUUGGCACACCUACAUAUGGAGAUUGUGGGGACCCAGGGAAAACCAGGGAUUGCACACAGGGACUUGAAAUCCAAGAACAUCCUUGUGAAGAAGAACGGCAUGUGUGCCAUUGCUGACCUGGGUCUGGCUGUCCGGCAUGAUUCUGUUACCGAUACCAUUGAUAUUGCACCAAAUCAAAGGGUUGGAACCAAACGAUACAUGGCACCUGAGGUCUUGGAUGAAACCAUUAACAUGAAGCAUUUUGAUUCAUUUAAAUGUGCUGAUAUCUAUGCCCUUGGCCUGGUCUAUUGGGAGAUUGCUCGUAGGUGCGGUUCAGGAGGUAUCCAUGAAGAAUAUCAACUCCCAUACUAUGACCUUGUGCCCUCUGACCCCUCCAUUGAGGAGAUGCGGAAGGUUGUGUGUGAUCAGAAGCUGCGCCCCAACAUCCCUAACUGGUGGCAGAGUUAUGAGGCUUUACGAGUGAUGGGCAAGAUGAUGCGCGAGUGCUGGUAUGCCAAUGGUGCAGCUCGGCUAACGGCCCUUCGCAUUAAGAAAACACUCUCGCAGCUCAGCAUCCAGGAAGAUGUGAAGAUCUAGCCCACAAGUUGCAGCAUGAGGAAGCUGCCCAAAAGCUGCCAUGAUAGUUGACGAGAUUGAGGCCUACCUCGUGUUUCUACCCAACCUACUGCUACUGACCAGACCGUGUGACCUAUGGGCUGCUAGCUAGGGAGGACAGAGCCUAUUAAAAGAAAUGUUCUUUUCCUGGUUUGGGUAUGAAACAAACAGAACCCUUUUAUAACCACCUCCUGACAGCGUGGAGACUUGAGAGGGAUUUGUGUGGAUGGAUCUCGCCAUGACCAUCACUUUUGUUUCUUUGAUGGAAAUCCCUGUGUAGUCCAGUGAAUAUGGCAUGUUCAUUGGGAAGCAUUCAGGGCCUGGGAGUGGGGAGGGACAGGGACGGUGGUAUUGCCAUACCUGCAGGCUUUCCAGGGUCUGGCACAGACACACAGAAGAGGCAUUGGCUUCAUGAAACCAUUUCUCCUUCUUUUGAGCUUGAAAAAUUCAAAAAGCCAGACUGGCUGUGUGUGUGGUGUGUGUGUGCGUGCAAGUGUGUGCAUGUGCAAAGCCAUGUGUGCCCUGUGCCUGCUUAGUCCCCCUUAGAUGUGCGGAGUAUCUGCUUGUAGGUUCGCACAUUCCUGUUUGUGUUUUUCUGUGCAUGUGCAAGUCUAAAGUGCUGGUGCCUUGCCUGUCCAGUAGUGAGCAUUAUCUAGCUUGAACAGGCUACUUACAGCCAGAUCUUCUUUCUCCUAGAGCAGGGCUCUAUCCUGCCAGUUGUACACCAGCUGCAGGAACUUUCUGUCAAGUUGCCUCACUGCCAUCCCUCUCCUUUUUAAAGCAGGGUACUGAUUUUUGUCCCUGAAAUUUUAAGCUUUUGUUUUGAGAACCCUGGUUUGUAAUGUGUGGUAGCAUGGAAGGAUUGCCUUGCCAGAGGAGUCAUCCGCGGGAGGGGUGCAAAGGAGACAAGAGCGUGUCUGAGAGAUUGGAGCUGGCGCUACCCCUGGGUGGAGGGGACCAGGCCACAGGGACAUGCAGGAUAUCAGCCUCUUAGGAGCAUAACCCAUGGAUCUCUCAAAGGGUUUUGGCAGGAGCACUCUAGAACUUGGAGCCAAGCAUAAGGUCUGACCUGUGAAGAUCUCUGUGCCCACGAAAACAGUUGUGCACAGCACCUCUCAAGGAACACUCGGCACACUGCAGGAUCUGACCAUUGGUGACUAGGAUUGGAAAUACGUGUCCAUCUUUUAAAUAUACAUAUAUAAAUAUCUCCUAUUCUGGAAGCAGCUGUGUAUAACUCUUUGGGUUGGGUAGGGAGGGGGUAACUGCAUGAAUCUUAUUUUAAUUGAAUAACCAAUCAGGGUGAAGUAGAAUUGAUUUGAAUGUUGCCUAGUGAGUGUUAGAAAUAGCCCAGGGCUGAGUCCUGUGUCUGAACUGAAUGCAGCAUUAAAGACAACAUUAGAAGGCUGGGUUGUAUGAUGGUUAGGGUAUUAUCUGUGCUAUGUGACUCUGAAGCCAUAACUUUUAACUGGAGUGCAUUUGAUUAUUUUUUAUUUGAUUGGGAGGGUCUGGAUUUUAACUUUUUUUAAUAUUCUUAAUUUUUAUAAGAGAAGAGAAACAAUCUAUAAUUACCUCUCAACCUCUUUGUUUGUUUGUAAAGAAAUCACUGCAAAAAAAGGAAAAAAAAAUGCAAAUGCACACAGCUGAAUUUACACUGGAACUUUCUACUCGAACCUUGAGCCUGCUCUGUAAGGUGAGCGUUCAUCUCUUCUCUGGCUCACAGGUGGUUGUGUUUUUUUUUUUAACAGACUUUCUGUUCUCACUGUCUGUGUGUCUCUGUUCCCUCAGGCCCCCAUCCCAUCUGUGAUUUAGAUCCCUCACAUGAGGAGUCUUGCAUUGUGUUUGGAGCCAUUUUGCAUUCUUCCCUUGCUUUUAAAUGACAAGCAGGACAGAGCUGCUCCCUGCCUGCAGUGGUCUGCAUCUUAGACCCUUGGUUCAUGUGGCAGCAUACGUGGUUGGUGAAUGUACAGCUUCCCCUUCUGAUUUUGUUCUGAUAUUUCUCAGCCAGAAAUUACUGCAUCUCCAGUGUGACUUGUUACUUACCGAACCCUUCUUCUGCAUUGAGAAACCAAGGUGGUGUGUGCCUUAAAAAUACCUACAAGAAAGACUCGUCAGCUACUGUAGCGGGACCAUUAGGAUGAGACUUGUGCAGGGGCUGGGGAGGAAGUCUGAGCAACUGAAAUAAACUGCCACAGAGAGGCCCAUCACACUGAUGAGUAGGGGUUGCCAUCUGGUCUUCCCAUGAGCAUUAAGAAAAUUCUCCCUCCAGAGCACAAGGUCUCCAGUUCCAUUAGCUGUCCAAAGACUUUCUUUGAAACUAAUUCAGCAAUUUAAUUCCUUGGUUGAUCCGCUCCGCCACCCCCAACAGUAGCCACACAUGUACCUGCCUCAAUACCAUACCAAACAGCACAUGCCAGCAUUGUACUGGACCCGCGUGUCUGGAAGGAAUUGGUAUCUCCUUGUGAUAAGGAUUAUGAAACACUCAGUUCAUAGGUACAGAUGAGAGCGGUCAAACCCUGGCUGGACCCUCUGAGAUGGGAAUAACAAUGUAGCAUUUAUACAGCACUUCUCAUGCAAAUGUGCAAGAGUGGUGUGUGCAAACCUUACUUAGCUGACUUGUCGCAAAUCUAGGGAUCACUUUGCCCGGCACUGAAAUGCAGCCUUGUCUGAAGUGAGACACACCAGCUGUUUUAGCAGCAUACAGUAACAAAACAGUUGGGUUUAGGCAUUUGGUUCAACCAGGGGAGGUUUUCAGGUUGAUCAAUGGAUCAAACUGGGGAGGGGUUUCAGGUCAAAGCUUGUGCCUCUAGUCUCUGACACAAGAUGAAUGGAUGGUACUCUGGCUUCAGAACAGAUCUCUCUGGGUACUUAUCUGCCCCCUUUCUAUGUACGUUUUAUUAGAAAAGGACUGUAAAAUAGUCACUUAGACACUUUACCUCUUCAGUAUGCAAAUGUAAAUACAUUGUAAUAUAGGAAAUCUUGUGUUUAAUAUAAGAACAAGCUGUCCAAUUUCUGCUGUACAUGAUUAAAGUUCAUUUUAUUC
Molecule: messenger RNA, 4891 nt
Organism: Chelonoidis abingdonii (Abingdon island giant tortoise)
Lineage: Eukaryota; Metazoa; Chordata; Testudines; Testudinidae
Source: RefSeq, a predicted model, not a curated record